Messenger RNA from Cyphomyrmex costatus, 5199 nucleotides. RefSeq lists its product as uncharacterized. The coding region runs from base 1 to 5199 and encodes 1732 amino acids. Gene Ontology annotation, biological process: DNA integration. NCBI's taxonomy places the organism in Eukaryota, Metazoa, Arthropoda, Insecta, Hymenoptera, Formicidae. The record is from RefSeq and is a predicted model, not a curated record. Gene Ontology annotation, molecular function: nucleic acid binding; zinc ion binding. The transcript has a single exon.
AUGGCUGAAUACAAAAGCUUAAGGAUUAAGCGAGGUCAGUUUAAGAGUCAAUUAACGCGAUUCAGUAAUUUUCUUGAGUGUAGAGAAGCCGAUGAUUAUGAAAUUUCUGACAGACUUGAAAGGCUAAAAGAAGUCUGGGAUAAGUUUCAUAACCUUCAAUAUGCCAUAAAGGAGGUACGUAAACAGGGGCUUUCAGAAGAAAAAGAUCAGGAUCAAUUAGAGCGAAUAGAACGAGAAGAAAACGAUGAAGACACAGAAUUCGAAGACAAUUAUUUUAAGCUAGUGUCAAUAGCUAAAAGAAGAUUAGCACAAGUAAAUCCUGUAAAUGAAUCUGCGACAGUGGCAGCAGCAGGAAGGACCCUGACAGUGAAAUCCAGUGUAAAAUUACCAACGAUCACAUUGCCAACGUUCAAUGGGCAAUAUAGUCAGUGGAUGCAGUUCAAGGACUCGUUUCUUUCAUUAAUAGACAGAGACACAACGCUAUCAGCAGUUCAGAAGUUACAAUAUCUUCGAGGCACGCUGAAGGAUGAAGCAUUACAAUUCAUCGAAGGAUUGGAAACCACGGCUGAGAAUUAUCGUACAGCGUGGGAGUUGUUGAACAAUCAUUACGAGAAUCGAAGACUUAUCAUUAAUAAACAUUUGAAGGAACUUUUUGAAACUAUGCCAAUAGUUAAAUGUAACAAGCAAAGCAUAAGGCAAUUUGUAAAUCACGUAAGAUCGCACAUUAAAGCAUUAGCUACGUUGAAACUGCCCGUAGACAAAUGGGAUGCAGUCUUAGUAUUUGUAGCGGCAAAUAAGUUGGAUUAUCACACGCACAAAGAGUGGGAAACGCAUAUUACUACCAAAGGGCAGGACGAACUGCCAAAAAUUGAUGAGCUGCUUGAAUUCCUAACAGGAAGAUACCAUAUGCUUGAAAUGAUAGAAAAGGAAAAAUCGGGAGCUGAGGCACGUAAACACAAUGAGAAAAAGCAAGAUAAAUCGUUGUCAUUAGCUUCUACAAGUAACAAUGAAUGUGAUUAUUGUAAAGGUCAUCACCGCAUAUUUAACUGUGAAAAGCUAUUGAAGUUACAAGUACCAUCACGCAUUAACGAAAUAAAGCAAUUGAAACUUUGUUUGAACUGUCUGCGGAAAGGGCAUUGGAGUAAAGAAUGUAAAUCGUCAGGCUGUAAGGUUUGCCAAGGCAAGCAUAAUUCUCUUCUCCAUAUAGAAAAUCAGAAAGAAAACAAAAAUCCCGAUGAAGUGAAUAAAGACAAUCCAAGCAACAUAGUAUCCACGUAUUGUGCAAAAAAUUCGCAGCAUGUAUUGUUGUCUACAGCGCAAGUAUAUAUUUUUGAUACCAAUAGAAGGCGACAUCUUUGUAGAGCGCUUCUAGAUCCUGGAUCGCAAUCCAAUUUAAUUACGAAGGCUUUAGCAGAUAAAUUACAUUUAACAAGUAAAUCUGUAAACGUUCCAGUUAGCUGUAUCAAUCAAACUAAAACAUAUGUGAGGCAAUCGGUAAUUAUUGAAGUACAAGCCAAAUAUAACAAAACAAGAUUUAAGCUAAAUUGUUUAGUGUUGCCUAGAAUCACAGAGCAAAUACCUCAGAUGCCUAUUGAUAUUUCUACAUUACAGAUACCAAAUCAUUUGAAGCUAGCGGACGAAAACUUCCACAAUCCGGGAGCCAUUGAUUUAUUAAUCGGAGCCGGAAUGUUUUGGCAAAUUAUUAAGGACGAGCAUUUAAAGUUACUUCCUGGACAACCACGGAUACAGAACACUUCUUUAGGUUGGAUAUUAGGAGGAAAUGUUUUGGAGUCGUCAAGCGACCAUAACAUGAUGUGCAAUCUACUAACGAAUGAUGAACUAAGCCGGCAGCUGGAGAAAUUCUGGCAAUCCGAAGAAAUUAUCGAACAAAGGCAUUACUCACCAGAGGAGCAAAAGUGUGAGGAGCACUUUAAAGCAACAAUGCAAAGGAAUUUAGAAGGUAGGUUCGUAGUAGGACUGCCUCAGCGAGAAGAUAUAAAGCUUGCAGAUUCGUAUAAUACAGCGCUGAAGAGGCUAUACGCUUUGGAAAACAGAUUUGCACGACAACCAGAAUUGAAGUUGGAAUAUGUUCAAUUUAUGGAAAAAUAUGAACUAUUGGGGCAUAUGUCACGUGUUGAAGAAAAUGCAUCGAAGAGUCCGCAAGAUAUUUACUACAUACCACAUCAUCCUAUAAUAAAAAGCGGUGCAUUAACUAGCAAGUUGAGAGUAGUGUUCGACGCAUCAGCUCUAUCAGAAUCAGGAGUGUCGCUGAACAAUAAACUAUUAGUCGGGCCUCAGUUGCAAGAUACAUUAUGUGACUUAUUACUAAAGUUUAGAAUGCAUCAAUAUGUAUUAACUGCUGAUUUAGAAAUGAUGUAUCGACAAAUCCUUGUGAGAAAACAGGAUAGAGAUCUUCAAAGAAUUUUAUGGAGGUCAAAUAGCAACGAAGAAAUUCAGAUAUUUCGUUUGAAUACGUUAACAUAUGGUACUUCUUCAGCACCCUUUCUAGCGGUCAGAUGUUUGAAGGAGUUAGCAAUUCAAGAGGCUGACACUCAUCCUACAGCUGCAAAGGUGUUACAAUGUGAUUUUUAUAUGGAUGACCUGCUCACGGGGACGCACACUGUAGAGGAGGCAUGUCGAUUGCAACAAGAAUUAAUGGAAUUGCUCCAGCGAGGAAAAUUCAAUCUGCGCAAAUGGAGAAGCAACAACACGAAAGUAUUUAGCUCGUUGGCUCAAGAUAGCGAGCAAGAUGAAUUUUUGUUUUUAAACAAACAUGAAGUCUUGAAAACUCUUGGACUGUAUUGGAAUUCAGAAACGGAUUAUUUACAGUAUGAAGUGCAAAUAAAGGAAGAACUAUCAGCUACAAAAAGACAAGUGCUGUCUUCAAGCUCAAAAAUAUUUGACCCUCUGGGGCUUAUCGAGCCAGUGUUAGUAGUAGCGAAGCAACUGAUGCAACAAUUGUGGAAGGAGAAGCUAAGUUGGGAUGAAGAAUUGCCACCCCAUUUACAAGAUAGUUGGUCAAAAUAUUGCAGAUCUAUAAAUUCGACUCAAGCUUUGUUAGUAUCACGCAAUUGUAAUCCAGGCAAUCCGUCACUAUUGGUGGAUCUGCACGUUUUCUGUGAUGCGUCGGAGAGAGCUUAUGGAGCAUGUAUUUAUGCGUGUAGUCUAAAUCAAGAUGGGCGCGCUACUGCACAUUUGAUGUGCUCCAAAUCACGGAUAGCUCCAUUAAAACCACUCACAUUGCCACGUUUAGAGUUAAAUGCUGCACAUUUGGCAGCCAAGCUGUUUAGCAGUGUAAAUCAUGUAUUGUCUAACAAAAUUAACAAUGUAAGUUUUUGGACUGACUCUACAAUUACGUUAAGUUGGAUUAAAACAUCUCCUCACAAAUUGAAAACAUAUGUGGCUAACCGAGUCGCUGAGAUUCAGAGACACACUUCGAGUAAAGAUUGGGAUCAUGUACCCUCAAGUGACAAUCCCGCGGAUUUGUUAUCUAGAGGCACGACUACUGAAGAUUUAAAGGAUAAUUAUCUAUGGUGGCAUGGACCUAGGUGGUUAGUGCAGCCUUCUGAAAGGCCGAUACAAGAAGUUUUUAGUUUAGAAGACAUGCCGGAAGCUAAACGGGAAACUAAACGGGAGAUUACAUUAGCAGCUAUCCCGGAUAUGCACGAUAUUUUGUAUAAAUUUUCAUCUAUCAUUAAGCUAAAAAGAGUCAUAGCGUAUUGUAUGCGAUUUACAAAUAAUCUAAGAGGUAUUAAAAGGAAAGGAUCUUUAUCGAUUGAAGAAUUGGAGCAAGCUAACAUUAUCAUAAUCAGACUAGUGCAACGUCAAGUAUACGAAAGAGAGAUAGAAGAUUUACAAAAUGGAAGAGAAGUUCAUCGCAAGAGCAAGUUGCUUACAUUACGUCCUUUCCUUGAUGAACAAGGAUUGAUCCGUGUGGGAGGUAGAAUACGUCAUGCGGAGAUCAACAUAGAUCAAAAGCAUCCAUAUAUAUUACCGUCGAAAAAUCAUAUAACAACUCUUAUGCUCCGCGAAGAACACAAAAGGUUAUUACACUGUGGGCCAGAACAACUUUUGGCAUCUAUUAGACUACGAUAUUGGCCAUUAUCAGGUAGACACGAAGCGCGUAAGGUCACUAGACAGUGUCUAGAAUGUUUUCGACUCAAACCUAAACCCUUAGAGGCCGUUAUGUCUGAUCUACCUAAAGAUCGAUUACAGGGAACUGUAAGGCCAUUCGCUGUUAGUGGCGUAGAUUACGCUGGGCCUAUCCAAAUUCGAGAGGGAAGAAGAAGAGGUAGGAUACCUCUAAUGAAAGGAUACAUUGCAUUGUUUGUCUGUUUUCAUACAAAGGCAGUUCAUUUAGAAGCCGACACGGAUCUAACUACAGAAGCAUUUUUGGCAGCAUUACGGAGAUUUACUUCGAGAAGAGGUCUCUGCACUACAUUAUACUCAGAUAAUGCAACGAACUUUGUUGGAGCAGCAAGAGAGUUAAAAGAGGUCUAUCAAUUUAUAAAAGAUCAAACAGAUGAAAUUGAAGCACGAUUAGCUUUAAAGAGCAUUCACUGGAAGUUUAUACCCCCCAGAUCUCCAAAUUUCGGAGGAUUAUGGGAGGCUGCCGUUAAGGUAACAAAAAGACACUUAUAUACUGUCACGCGAAACCUCGUAAUGACUUAUGAAGAGUUCAGCACACUACUUACAGAAAUAGAAGCAGUUUUGAAUUCACGUCCUUUAAUUCCCUUAUCCUCUCAUCCUGACGAUUUGGCUGUGUUGACGCCAGCUCACUUUUUGCUCGGAGAGUCACAAGCCGAGCCUGCUCAGAGAAAUUUUUUAAACAUGCCUGUUAAUACUUUAUCACGUUGGCAACAUCAGCAACGAGUUCGUCAACAUUUUUGGUCACGUUGGCAAAAAGAGUAUUUGCAUCAAUUGCAAAUGCGUACCAAAUGGUACCAUGAUUCAACCGCUUUAGCAGUAGGUACAAUAGUUUUGUUGAUGGAUGAACAAAACCCUCCUAGCAAAUGGACUUUGGGCCGUGUAACGGAACUGCAUAAGGGAAACGAUAACGUGGCCAGAGUAGCCACUGUCAAAACAGCACAUGGAAUAUAUAAACGACCUAUAAGAAAACUGUGCGCUCUCCCAUUGAACAAUGAAAUUAAUGAGGAGACCCAAGGCCAACGGGAUUCUAAGUUGGAAAAUGCUAUUUAA